Molecule: messenger RNA, 1014 nt
Organism: Metarhizium album ARSEF 1941
Lineage: Eukaryota; Fungi; Ascomycota; Sordariomycetes; Hypocreales; Clavicipitaceae
Product: acetyltransferase, GNAT family
Exons: 2
Coding region: 1-1014 (337 amino acids)
Molecular function (GO): acyltransferase activity, transferring groups other than amino-acyl groups
Source: RefSeq, a predicted model, not a curated record
AUGGUCAAGGCCAAGGCCAUGGAACGUGCGUGCGUGCGAGAGCUGGAUCUGAGCAACUGCGGCCAGACGUCGACUGCCCAGCGUGUCGGGGUCGUGCCGGGGUUGCGCAGCAGUGCAGCAUUCUUCAUUUUUCUGCGCGCCAAUCUCGCCCUGUCCCCGUCAGCACUCUCCUCCAGCCACAACACGCCAUAUUUGGAACCGUAUUGUCCUCAACCACGCCAAGUCCAACCGCCGUCGCCGGCUCCUCAAGCUGUUCCCAAUGAAACGCUCGCCCCUCUCGUUGAUAUCCCUCCCCUGUCGCUCGAUGCCCUCGAUACUCGAGAUGACAAGCUCGACGGCCUCCGCCUCGUCGCUGACUCAGUCUCCGAAAUGCGCCAUCACGCCCUCAAAGCCGUCGUCUUGCACCCGCUCUGUCUCGCUGCGGCCACAGCCGCAUACGUUGCCAUAUACCAAUUCGUUUACAUACCGAACAGGGACGCGAGUCGAGCUCUUAUGCUUGUCAGCGGCAUCACAAUGAUGUACAUGGCCGCCGUCCACGUCCUCGCACGCGGCUAUGACACGCUCGCAGAGAGGAUAAGCUGUGAGGGCUGGCUGCGCUCCGAUUUUGGUGGCGAAGACGACAUGGUUCUCGGCGCAAGAAUGGGAGAGGAACUCGUGGGCGCCGUCAUUGUGCGCCUCGAGCCGAAGCGGACGCCCGCCACCAGGCCCAGGCGCAAGAGCCGCAGCAGAAGCGCGAGUCUACGCGGCGGCAAAGGCGUCAUCCGAGCGUGGACAACGAAACCCGAGUGUCGCCGUCAAGGCAUCGGCAGAAAGUUACUCGACGAGGCGGUCCGUUUGGUCAGGGACAGAUGUGGAAAGGACGCGCAGGUUGGAUUUGCGUUCGAGCAUGCCAAUAGCACCAUGCUACUGCCGGCCAUGUUUAAGAAGCCGUUUCGAAAGGAUGAGGUGCGUGCUGCCAUGGCCUUGGAGGGUGCCGUGGCGGAUUGGAAUCCUGGUAGGAGGAAGAAGAGGUAA